AUGGAAGUCGCGCUAGGUCCCGGCGACCGAGCUCGAGCAGCCGGAGCGGAGGGGGCAGCCUCCGUCGCCUCACAAAGGGGGGGGCGGAGAUCCCCCCAACAACACACGAGAACACGACCAUUCGGGGGAACGGGCGGCGAUAGCGCCAUAAUAAUGCAGGAGCUACGCCACAGAGUCCAGAACCUAGAACGACAGCUAGCCGACCGGGAGCGGGAUGGACGGUCUACCGAUCCCAGUUAUACCCCAUCUCCCGGGAGCGAAGAGGAAGACUCUCACCGAAGCCGCCCGCGGCGUACAUCCGCAUCCCGGACGAAAGCGGAGAGCACGCGGGAGGAGUCACCCAUAAUGAGAAGACGAAAUGACACGAUCAUCUACUCCCGCGGCAGAUCAACCCGCCGAGCGGCAAGAGGUCACGGAGACGGGGAAGGAAGAUCCGAGAGAACACGACAACCCGUGAUAAUGGGCGUCACCCCGUUCCACCGAUCUAUCCUCGAGGUCCGGCUGCCGAAACACUUCGACAAACCAACGGACAUGAGGUACGACGGAACUCAAGACCCUCUAGAACACCUCACGGCCUUUGAGGCCAGGAUGAAUCUGGAGGGAGUGGGGGACGAAGUAAGAUGCCGCGCCUUCCCGGUAACCCUAGCAGGGCCAGCGAUCAGAUGGUUUAACGGCCUCCCACAAGGCUCCAUAUACAGCUUCUCAGAUAUCAGUCGUGCAUUCCUGGCCCAAUUUACAACACGGAUCGCGAAGGCCAAGCACCCUAUCAACCUUCUAGGGGUAACCCAGAGACAAGGAGAACCGACGAGGAGAUACUUAGAUCGGUUCAACGACGAAUGCUUGGAAAUCGACGGCUUAACCGACUCGGUGGCCAGUCUUUGCCUAACAAACGGCAUCCUCAACGAGAACUUUCGAAAACACCUUACCACGAAACCGGUUUGGACGAUGCAUGAGAUCCAGACGGUAGCCAAGGAGUAUAUAAACGACGAGGAAGUCAGCCGAGUCGUGGCUGCCAAUAAGCGGCAGUCCGGUUACAGCCAAGCCCGACAACCAGGCGACGGAGAGAGAGCAAAGGAAAAAGCCAGGGAGGAGGCAUCAAACAGGGCGCCUCGACCGUUCCCUCGGGUCGGGAAAUUCACUAACUACACUCCACUCACUCUCCCCAUCGUAGAGGUCUAUCAACAAAUAGCGGAGAAGGGAAUCCUACCGAAACCCCGACCACUUAAGGACCGUACGGGGGGAAAUAAGAACCUCUAUUGUGAUUAUCAUAAGGGUUAUGGCCAUCAAACACAGGACUGUUUUGACCUGAAGGAUGCACUAGAACAAGCGAUAAGGGAAGGAAAGCUAGCCGCGUUCUCCCACCUUAUCAGGGAGCCGAGAAGACGCUAUCGCGAUCAAGACGAAGAAGGCAAAACCCGUUCGGCCAAACGGCGACAAGAACCCGAAGACAGAGACCACGGCCUCACUGUGAUAAACGUGGUAACAUCCAAAAACGCCGCGCCAAGAUCCCGGUCGGCACAGAGGAAAGACGUUAAAGUUUUGACGGUCUCGUCCCCGCCGGUGCAAAGCUCUAAGAAGCCUCCCUCCAUCUCUUUCGGCCCGGAAGACCAAUGGUUCAACGACGCCCCAGAAAACCCCCCCAUGGUCAUUACGGCCAGAGUGGGAACCGGCCUCGUCAAACGGAUCCUCGUCGACACAGGAGCUGAUUCAAAUAUCAUGUUCCGCAAUGUGUUCGACGCACUAGGGCUAAAAGAUGCCGACCUGACGACGCACCAGCACGGGGUUAUCGAGUUGGGCGACCACUUCAUCAAACCGGACGGAGUAAUAUCCCUGCCAAUCUCGGUGGGGCAAGCCCAAGGCCGAAGAUCGGCGAUGGCCGAGUUCGUAAUCCUCCGAGACUCCACUGCCUACAACAUCAUCUUGGGAAGAAAAACAAUCAACGAUUUCGAAGCCAUAAUCAACACAAAGCUGCUAGUCAUGAAGUUCGUCACCGAUGACGGAUCCAUAGGGAUCAUAAGGGGAGACCUCGAGACGGCGGUCGCUUGUGACAACGCCAGCCUCUCCCUUAGAAAGAAGUCCAAGGAAGCAUCCGGUGUGUUCCUAGCCGACCUUGAUGCCAGAGCGGACGACAAGCCGAGGCCAGAACCAGAAGGGGAUCUGGAGAAGUUCAGAAUCGGUGACGAAGUGGAAAAGUUCACAUUCGUUAACAAGAACCUCCCACAUGAGUUGAAGGAGCCCUUGAUCGAAAUGAUAAGAGCCAACAGUGACUUGUUCGCCUGGACCCCAGCCGACAUGCCGGGCAUAGACCCAAAAAUCAUCUCACAUCAUCUAGCCGUCAAGACGGAAGCACGCCCGGUGGCCCAACGGAGGAGGAAGAUGUCGGCGGAGAGAGCAGAGGAGGUGGCCAGGCAGACAGCCAGCCUCCUAGAAGCAGGCUUCAUACGGGAAGUGGACUACUCGACAUGGCUCUCGAAUGUGGUAUUGGUGAGAAAACACAACGAUUGCUUCCCCCUCCCCAACAUAGAUGCACUCGUCGAUGCCGCGGCGGGAUAUCGGUAUCUUAGUUUCAUGGACGCCUACUCGGGUUACAAUCAGAUACCGAUGCACCGUCCUGACGAAGGCAAGACGGCGUUCAUAACGCCAGGAGGAACUUUCUGCUACAAGGUAAUGCCAUUCGGCCUGAAAAAUGCGGGAGCAACAUAUCAAAGACUGAUGAACAGGAUAUUCCACGACCUCAUAGGGAAAACAGUCGAAGUCUACGUGGACGACAUCCUGGCAAAAACAACACGACCUGACGACCUCUUGAACGACCUGGCAAGGGUAUUCGCGUCCCUCCGUCAACACGGUAUGCGGUUGAACCCUCUCAAGUGCGCCUUCGCCAUGGAAGCUGGCAAGUUCCUGGGAUUCAUGAUAACUCAGAGAGGGGUAGAAGCCAACCCGGAGAAAUGCCAGGCAAUACUCCAGAUGAAGAGCCCGGGUUGUAUCAAGGACGUCCAAAGGUUGGCAGGGCGGUUGACCUCAUUAUCCCGAUUCCUCGGAGCUUCGGCAACAAAGGCCCUGCCAUUCUUUAACCUCAUGAAGAAAGGGAUGGCGUUUGAAUGGACGCCCGCAUGCGAAGAGGCCUUUCGGCACUUCAAGGAAAUCCUGGCGGCGCCACCCGUCCUCGGGAAGCCAAAGGACGGGGAACCACUAUACCUAUACCUCGCCAUAACGGGUGAAGCCCUAGCCGCAGUUCUAGUACGGGAGGACGGAAAAGCUCAACAGCCAGUCUAUUUCAUAAGCAGGGCCUUACAAGGGGCAGAAUUAAGGUAUAGCAAGUUGGAAAAGCUAGCCCUAGCACUUCUAACCUCCUCACGAAGGUUAAAGCAGUACUUCCAGAGUCACCAAGUUGUCGUGAGAACGGACCAAGGGAUCCGACAAGUACUCCAAAAACCCGAUCUGGCAGGAAGAAUGAUGACUUGGUCUAUCGAACUCUCCCAGUAUGACAUACGAUACGAACCCCGGCAAGCCAUCAAGGCGCAGGCGAUGGCGGAUUUUCUAGUAGAAGUAACGGGGGAUCCAAGCGAAGAAGUGGGUACACGGUGGAAGCUCCACGUGGACGGAGCCUCCAACCAGACCUUCGGAGGUGCCGGGAUCAUCCUGGAAAGCCCGAUUGGGGUUGUAUACGAACAGUCAGUCAGGUUCGAGUUUCCCAUCUCGAACAACCAAGCAGAAUAUGAAGCCCUUAUAGGAGGCCUAACCCUAGCAGCAGAAGUCGGCGCAAGAAGACUAGAAAUAUGCAGCGAUUCCCAAGUCGUCACCUCCCAAGUAAACGGUAGCUACCAAGCCAAAGACCCUUUGCUACAGAAGUACUUGGAAAAGGUUAAAAGCUUGAGCCAAAAGUUCGAAGAGGUCACGGUCCACCACGUACCUAGAGAAAGGAACACACGGGCAGACCUCCUAUCAAAGUUAGCCAGCACAAAGCCGGGAGAGGGGAACCGGUCUCUCAUCCAAGGAAUGACGAGAGAACCAGCGAUCACACUGCACAUGACAAGCCUAGGUUCUUCAUGGCUAGACCCCGUCACCGACUUCUUAGAACACGGCAAACUCCCUAGUGAUGAAAAGGACGCGGCGAAAUUGAGGAGGGAAGCGGCCAAAUACGCCGUCAUCCAAGGACAGCUGUUCAGAAAAGGGCUCAACCAACCCCUACUGAAGUGCCUACACCCCGACCAGACGGACUACGUCCUCAGGGAAGUCCAUGGGGGCUGCUGUGGACACCACAUCGGAGGCAAGGCCCUAGCGAGGAAACUAAUCCGAGCCGGAUACUAUUGGCUGUCGAUGAUGGCGGACUCCAAAGAGUUUGUCAAAAAAUGCGUAAAGUGCCAACAAAACGCCAACUUUGCCAGGGCGCCGGCCUCCGAGUUAAGCUUGCUAACGACCUCCCGGCCAUUCUCUCAAUGGGGAGUCGACCUCUUAGGGCCCUUCCCAGUCGGCCCUGGGCAAGUCAAAUACCUCAUAGUCGCAAUUGAUUACUACACCAAAUGGAUAGAAGCCGAACCGCUAGCUAGCAUAUCCUCGUCCAAUUGCAGGAAAUUCAUGUGGAGGCAGGUGAUAACGCGAUUCGGGAUACCGGAAGUCAUCAUCUCGGACAACGGCACCCAAUUUACUGACAAAAAGUUCACGGAAUUCCUCAAUGGCCUGGGUAUAAGGCAAAGGUUCUCUUCGGUAGAACACCCUCAGACGAACGGACAAGUGGAGUCCGCCAACAAGGUUAUCCUUUCAGGGCUAAAAAAGAGGUUGGACAGUAAAAAGGGUGCUUGGGCCGAUGAACUAGCAGCGGUUCUCUGGUCCUACCGAACAACUGAACAAUCCUCCACUAGGGAAACCCCCUUCCGACUAACGUACGGGGUGGACGCAGUAAUACCCGUAGAGAUCGGUGAGCCGAGCCCGCGGUUACUUUUGAAAGGAGUGGAGGAAACCGUAGAAAAAGACCUGAUAGAUGAAGCCAGGGAAAUGGCCCAUUUGACAGAAACGGCGCUAAAACAAAGAAUGGCUCUGCGCUACAACACCAAAGUGCUCAAGAGAGAAUUCGAGCCAAACGACCUCGUCCUGAGGCGAAAUGAUAUCGGCCUGCCGACUCCUGGAGAAGGCAAGCUAGCGGCAAACUGGGAAGGCCCUUACAGGGUCAAAAAAGUGAUGGGAAAAGGAGCCUUCAAGUUAGAAAGGCUUGACGGCAAGGAAGUCCCGAGAACAUGGAACGCGAACAAUCUAAGAAGAUUCUACUCCUAG
Arachis stenosperma is the source of this 5268-nucleotide messenger RNA. RefSeq lists its product as uncharacterized. Lineage: Eukaryota; Viridiplantae; Streptophyta; Magnoliopsida; Fabales; Fabaceae. Gene Ontology annotation, biological process: DNA integration. Bases 1 to 5268 code for a protein of 1755 amino acids. The transcript has 2 exons. Gene Ontology annotation, molecular function: nucleic acid binding; RNA-DNA hybrid ribonuclease activity. The record is from RefSeq and is a predicted model, not a curated record.